Molecule: messenger RNA, 1521 nt
Organism: Sclerotinia borealis F-4128
Lineage: Eukaryota; Fungi; Ascomycota; Leotiomycetes; Helotiales; Sclerotiniaceae
Source: the annotation of a GenBank genome assembly
AUGGGAGUUCUCACUGCGAUAUCUCAGAUCAACCUGUUGAUGUGUGUUCCUCUAUCUGCUUUCCCUGGUCCCAAACUGACAGCGGCGACUAAAUGGUACGAGAUAUACCACCAACUUGUAAAAGGUGGACAGUUCUUUCGAAAACUUCCUGAAUGGCACGAGAAAUAUGGCCCUAUUGUCCGCAUAAAUCCUUCCGAACUCCAUAUCAGCGAUCCUGAGUUCUAUGACACAAUUUACACCACCGACAGACGCGACAAGAUUCCCCUUCAUUCGUCUCUACCCACGGUUCCGUCCUCGGGUCAAUCCACAAUAGAUCACUUCCUUCAUCGACGACGACGUGCGGCUCUCAAUCCUUUCUUUUCUAAGCCCAAUAUUCAGAAAUUCGUUCCUUUCAUACAAUCUCGAGUCGAUAUCUUGAUCAAUCGAUUCAAUAAUGAAUAUAAAGGCACCGGCAAAGUACUGAAUCUUGGAGAUGUGUUUUCCUGCUAUACGACAGAUGUGGUGAUGGAGUGUAGCUUUGGGAACAAUUAUGGAUUUUGUGAGAGAGAAGGGUUUACGUCAGACUUCAUGGUGGCCGUGGCCGGCUUAUUACACGUGAUGCACUGGACGGAGAAUUUUCCAUCUUUGGCAUGGAUUAUGAACUUGGUGAUUGCUUUGCCACAUGGGAUUCUGAAGAGAAUUGUUCCAGGGAAGUCGAAGCCCGUUUUGGAUUGGCUUGAGGAUCUUAGGGUUGAAUUGAGAGCGGUAAUGUAUGGAAUGAAGGAGAAGAAUGAUACUUCACGCUCGACGAUAUUCCACGAGAUCAUGAUGUCCGAUCUUCCUCUUGAAGAGAAAACUGAGAAAAGACUUCAUGAAGAAGCACAAGUGAUUGUUGGUGCCGGGGUAGAGACGACAAAGUGGACCUUGACUGUCGCCAUGUUCCAUCUCCUGGACAAACCAGAGCUUCUUGCUAAGCUACGAGCGGAAAUCCUUACAGUGUUUCCAGAUCUGCUCUCCCCUCCGUCGUUGUCAACACUCGAGAAAUUGCCGUAUUUGACCGCAGUUGGACAAGAAGCACUUCGUCUUUCCAUGGGAACAGUUUCAAACCUUCCACGUCUAGCACAUAAACCGCUCCCAUACACUGAUCCAACAACAGGACACACCUACAUAAUUCCAGCUCGUACUCCAUUAUCUUGUGCCACACACUUAAUUCACCACAACGAAUCAAUUUUCCCAUCUUGUCAUUCUUUUAUCCCAGAACGAUGGCUUUCAGAUCCAAUCACUGGGCUACCACCAAAAGUCAAAGUUGCCUCAGGAGAAGAAAAGUUGUUGUCGAAAUAUCUAGUCAGCUUCUCAAAGGGUAGCAGGCAAUGCUUAGGGAUGAAUCUAGCGUAUGCGGAGCUCUAUAUCGCACUUGCGAAUUUAGUAAGAAGAUGCGAAUUCGAAUUGUGGGAAACAAAACAGGAUGCUGUGGAAUUAUGGUCUGAAUAUGUUGUUAAUGUUCCCAAACCGGGUACUGGAGUCAGAGUAAAAGUUCUCUGA